AGUAGGAAUGAGGGGGAGUAAAAGAGCAUUGAGACAAGAUCUCCCUACGAGGUGGAACUCGACUUAUAUUAUGUUGGAUAGUGCAAUUCAUUACCGUCGUGCUUUGAUCAACUUUGCAUUAAUUGAUUCUGAUUUCAAGUGUUGUCCAUCUCCUGAUGAAUGGGACAGAAUACAGACAAUUUCUAAGUUUCUUGGAUAUUUUUAUGAGGUCACUUGCUUGUUUUCGGGAACCAAGUAUCCUACAUCAAACUUGUUUUUUCCCAAAGUGUUUGUCAUCCAACAUAACAUCCAACUAGCAAUGAAACACAGAGAUGAUUUCAUGAGGCGAAUGGGAGCUGAGAUGAAUUUAAAGUUUGAAAAAUAUUGGUCAGAUUACGGCUUGAUCCUUGGUAUUGCAAUUGUGCUAGAUCCUCGGUAUAAAUUGGAUUUUGUACAAUGGGCCUACAAGAAGCUUUAUGGCGAAGAGUUUGAGGAAUUCAAGGAAUUCAAGGACACAUUAGUUUCCUUAUUUGAUGUAUACAUGGAGAGGUGGUCUAAUCCUGAUGAUACUUUAAGGAGUGAGAGUUGCUCUCAAACUGAAGAUGAAGAGAAUAUUUUGCAGGAAAACACAAUUAAUAGUCUUGGACAUUAUGAAUUUUCUUGUAUUGAUACAUUAUGA
This is a messenger RNA of Argentina anserina (silverweed cinquefoil), 658 nucleotides long. RefSeq names its product zinc finger BED domain-containing protein RICESLEEPER 2-like. The record is from RefSeq and is a predicted model, not a curated record. Lineage: Eukaryota; Viridiplantae; Streptophyta; Magnoliopsida; Rosales; Rosaceae. Gene Ontology annotation, molecular function: DNA binding. The transcript has a single exon. Bases 8 to 658 code for a protein of 216 amino acids.